Molecule: messenger RNA, 240 nt
Organism: Acaulospora colombiana
Lineage: Eukaryota; Fungi; Glomeromycota; Glomeromycetes; Diversisporales; Acaulosporaceae
Source: the annotation of a GenBank genome assembly
AUGUUUUCAGUUGACAGUCCUCCAACCUCAGAUACACCACUUCGUGUUGCCGAUUUAACACGUUUUUAUCCGCCCAACUCGCAAGAAUUAGGUCUGGUCGAAGGUGAAUACUCCGGCGUGAAUGAAGUAUACAUUCGAUUCGCUAGAGCUUACUCACAAAAUUGCCAGCAAAUGGAUUCGCAAAAGACGCCAGAAAGUUAUGAGAAAUUAUGUGAUAUAUUGUUAGUAUUGAAAUUCUAG